CUGACGUGAGUCACCUCCGCCCUCGCGUCCGCGAUGACACGUGUAAGAGUACUUGAGCUGGCUGUCGACUAUCGUCCACACAUACCCCGUCCUUCCCGUUUUGUGCGAGCUGGCGAUUCUGUACGGGUAAGUACCGCCCUCUGUCUGCGUACGUUUACGUACUCUCGAGCUUCCCUUCCAUUUUCAGCGCAGCGCCCCUCUCCCCUCCUUCCUCUUCGAGCUACAUGUCGGGCAGUCCCUCGAAGAGGAUCAACGCCCCUCAAGGAUAAAAAGACAGAGGUAUGUGCCGUGCAUGUCUCCUAAUCCUCUCACAGUCCCAUCAUCAUGCUCACCGCUUUGCAACUGCAAACUAUACAUUCCAUUAUCGACGCCGUCGAGAGUGAAGACUCCCCGUCUGGACUUUUCCACUCCAGCGAGCGGAAGUAUCGCCGUGCUCAGUACUUGACAAGUCAAGCACACAAUAUUCUCGUAACUCUGCGUGACGAAAUGAAUGCCGUCGACCAAGAAACCUACCAUGCUCUGUAUUCUCGCCUCGAGACUACAGCGAACUUCUAUGAUUCUUCUCGCUAUCUCCAGGUUGCAGAAGAGUUCUGGGAUUUUGUGCUAGGCGUCUUUCAGGGUGUUUCCUACCGCUUCGUUACUGGUCAAAACCAGCCCGGUCCCGCUUCUCCCCCACCUCCCCGAUCCGUGUCUGCGCCGCUGUCUUCUCCCAAGACUGCCGCUAGGACAGUAGCCACCCCUCCGCCUCCAUACAAUCGGUAUCCUCCAUCCCCAGUAUACUUUGUACCCGGAUGGGUGACCGGCUGGAUGCUGGUCUCGCAAUAGCACUUCACUUGAUCAUCGCGACCUUCGUUCUCUAUUGUAACGUGUACCUUCGAUAGCUUGCAGAGGAUGAGUACGGACUGCUAAUGCUUGUAUCCUACCCAUGUAUUCAUAGUAUUUCCGAUCACAUCACACCAUCGUCUAUAUAAAUCACCUGUGAUCAUGA
Fomitopsis serialis is the source of this 988-nucleotide messenger RNA. RefSeq lists its product as uncharacterized. The coding region runs from base 325 to 825 and encodes 166 amino acids. The record is from RefSeq and is a predicted model, not a curated record. The transcript has 4 exons. Lineage: Eukaryota; Fungi; Basidiomycota; Agaricomycetes; Polyporales; Fomitopsidaceae.